Pistacia vera is the source of this 2196-nucleotide messenger RNA. Its product is annotated as WPP domain-interacting protein 1-like. The transcript has 3 exons. Bases 225 to 2096 code for a protein of 623 amino acids. Lineage: Eukaryota; Viridiplantae; Streptophyta; Magnoliopsida; Sapindales; Anacardiaceae. The record is from RefSeq and is a predicted model, not a curated record.
UUUUUAUUUCUUUUUUCUCAACUAAUUAAAUCAUAAUAAUAGUUCAUGGCUAUAAAACUCCAAUUUCAACCAUAGUUUAGGGUUUCCAAUUCCUUCGAUUUUUGCUUUUCAUGGACCAAUAUAAAAGAUUUUGGUAAUUUGGACCAUGAUACUGCUGGAAUGAUAGUUGAUGUUCUUGAUCUUGAUCUCACUGGAUCUUUUGAAGAAUUCAAGGGAUAUUAGCCAUGGAUUUGGAGAGUGAAUGUUCAGCUCUUGAAUCUGUAGAAGAUAAUGAGGUUGUGGUAACUCAAGGAACUGUAUCUCGUGUUGAUGAUGACUCUGUUAAGAAUAAUGGAUCUUGCUCAAAUGAGAUUAACAAGUUGGAUGGUAGUGGAAGUCAUGAUGCUAAUAAUAUAGAGCUAGUUGGUAACCAUGAAAAGGAUGUUGACAGUGUGCAACCGUGGGAUUCACCUUCAUUGGCAAUGAAAUCCCCAGCUGGAGUUUCACCUCCAAUGACGAAAGGGUAUGGACUUAGGAAAUGGAGGCGAAAGAAGAGGGAUGUUGUUAAGGAUGCUGGAACCAGCGUGGAUAGUAGUAAAGUUUUGAAGCGGGGUUUGUCUGGUUCUGGAAAUCCAACUAAACCAGUACAUAUGUCAUCGGCAGAGGCCAGGCAGAAUAGUGAGGGUUCUGUUGGAUCUGUAACUGUGAUGAAAAAUGUGGGUAGUCUUGAUGCCUUUGCAACACGUGGCUCUAGUUUAGAUUCUAGGUUUGCGGUUGGAUCUGCUUUUAUGGCUGGUACAGAUUCUGAGAACAGUGAGGACCGAAGUAGCAAGUCUUCUACAGCAGCCAGUGCUCCAAAGAUGAGAUAUGAAUCACCUGCUAUAUCGGGUUAUGCAAGGGAGAAGAAAUGGAUGAAGAAUUUGAGCACAAAGGGUGUGAGUAAUUCUACUCAACGGGUUCAACAAGGAAAGAGUUGGGCUGAAAGCAGUAAGAAGCCUAGAGGAGAAAAGGUCAAAAUCGAGAAAGAAAACUCUCAUUCCAGCAUGGAAUCUGACUCGAGAAGCUCAAACUUUGUCUUUAUGCAGGGUACCUUUUCUGUGACUAGUAACGGAAAGCAGAGUGGAAGGUCAAUGCAUUAUGAUGGGGAAAAUAGUGAUGACGCUCAUGAACAAGGUGAAGAAGUUCAAACUGGUUUCACCAAGGAGAAUGUCGGAGAAGCUGAAGAUCUUUUGCAAGAUGAUUUAGCUGCAGACUUGUCUUGGGAUGCUAAGGGAGAGAAAAGUGAGAACCGCCGUCUCUCAACAGAUGAGGAUCCCUUGGUUGAGUCUAUCCUUACCCUUCAGUCUGUGCAGGAAGCCCUUGAAAAAGAGGUUCAGAAGUUUGGGGAGAUUGGGAAGGAUGCCACAUCACUGCAUAACAAAUCAUUUAAGGGUAGCAGCAAACCUGCGGAUUCCACUUUUACAGAUCCAGAAAUCCAUGGACCUAAUUCUUCCGCUCAAUUGGGUUCUGAAAAUAUUAGAGAAAGUGCUACAAGUUCGUUCGAAAUGCAGGUAUUAAGCUUAACACAGAAGGUUGAAUAUUUAGAAAGAAAACUGGAAGAGGCAAGGGCUAUGCUGGAGGUGAAAGAUGCGAGGGUUGCUGAACUAGAAACCACUGUAAACAGUAGCAAGCCACUAAAGGAAGAGUCAGGGAGCACUAUUGAUUUGCAGCCAGAAAAAUGUAGAGAGAUGGAGACUGAACUUGAAGGUCUCUUUCGGCAAAAAAUUGAGGCCGAAAUUGAGUAUCUGGCACUAACAAGGACUAUAGAGAAGGUGAAAAUUGCUGCAGGUGAUCCCAUUACACUCUUUGAAGAGCAAGAAACUUUAGUCGAGGAGCAAACACAGAUGCUAAACAAGCUUGGAGAAGCUGAAAGCAAGGCAGCAGUACUGAAGAAACAAGCGGAAAAGUUGGAAAAACAUUGUGGAGAUAUUUUGGGGACUGAUGCAGUUUUGAAGAUGCAGAAGGGAAUAUUUAAGGUUACUUCUUGUUUUCUCAUACAGUUUAUAUUGCUGGUCUUAGUAUUUUGGCUGUUUCUCUCAGAGUUGUCACCCCAUCCUGGGGUGGUUGUACCCACCUAAGCUUCGAGAUGGGUCCUUUUUGUGUAAUUGCAACAUUUUAGGCCAAGAUUUGAAUAUUAGAUUUCAUUGUUGUUAUAUAGAACCGUUUUGUUCCUUUUCA